Neohortaea acidophila is the source of this 2769-nucleotide messenger RNA. RefSeq lists its product as uncharacterized. NCBI's taxonomy places the organism in Eukaryota, Fungi, Ascomycota, Dothideomycetes, Mycosphaerellales, Teratosphaeriaceae. Gene Ontology annotation, biological process: protein deubiquitination. The transcript has 4 exons. The record is from RefSeq and is a predicted model, not a curated record. The coding region runs from base 499 to 2763 and encodes 754 amino acids. Gene Ontology annotation, cellular component: nucleus; cytosol. Gene Ontology annotation, molecular function: cysteine-type deubiquitinase activity; cysteine-type endopeptidase activity.
CCCUCUGCCUGCUCCGUUGUCUUGGCCUGUGUGUAUCUUUCCCUCUUCGAGGAUUCGCGAGUGACAGUACCUUAUGCACUUCUGCCGCCCUCCUGACUGAUGUAACUUCAAGCCCGCAGUCCAGCAAGCCUCCCGCUCCUCCACCUCCCCACCGACCAACGUUACGUUACCUUGCCCUUUUUCCCCUACCGCCUGUGCCGCAUUUCCCACCCCUCGACUAUUCUUACCCCUUCUGGGGAUAAACUACCUCCACCUCCCCUCUUCCCGUGUCUACUCCAUUCUUACGUCUCUUCGUCCAUUCUGCGACAACCGGCAUGCUCUUCGCCUUCGCCCCUGCCCUCUACCAUCGUGUACCCAGAUGAUGUCCCCCCAAUGACACGAGACGUCGCCUCCGCCGAGUCUCACCUACCAUCUCUACGCCGACUGCCUCGCGCCAGGUGCCCGUGUCCAGCAGAGCCCUUGUGAGCGGGUGGCGCGCGCCGCCACGCCUCCGGCGCCAUGUCUUUCUUGAGCAAAUUCAAAGGAGGAGCAAGCACAUCUACCCCAGCGAAUGCCUCGAGCGCAGGAAAGAAAGACCCACACACCACCCCCGCGACUCCCUUGGAGAAGCACCUCCGAGACGUCGCCGGCCCCCUGCGAACGGAUGGCAGUGACAAGUUUUUUGGCUUCGAAAAUUACGGGUCUACAUGCUACAGCAACUCCAUCGUACAAUGCCUCUACUACUCUGCCCCCUUUCGAUCACACGUCAUCAACUUCCCUCCGAGCGAAUACCUCCCCAAGCCGCCGUCCGCAAACGAUCGUCCCGUCGCCCCUCGAUCCACCAGCGCCAUCCCAUGGCCCAACCUCACCUCACCCGCGCGCAAAGUGCCGCCCGUGCCAGGGACUCCAGCCGCAGCAGGCCAAAAGGAAGAGACAAAGGACUCGCCCGAGUAUCGGAAGAGAAUGGCGUUGCAAGCCGGGCCGGUCUUGGACAUGAUUCAUGAUAAUUCCAACCGCUACGGCAUGGAGGAGUCGCUCUUUACCGGGCUGAAGGACAUUUUCGAGGCCAUCCUGACAAACUCGUCGCGCAUGGGCGUGGUGAGUCCCCACAAAUUCCUCGAGAUUCUCCGACGGGAGAAUGAGAUGUUUCGCUCGGCAAUGCACCAAGACGCACACGAGUUCUUGAACCUCCUCCUUAAUGAAGUGGUGGAGAAUGUGGAGGCUUUCUCCAAACAGCAUCCCCCCAUCAACGGAGUGGCUCACGCGAAUGGCGCGCCAGUGGAGAAUGGGUUGGCGAGGAAAGAGACGGCGACGAAUGGGAUUGACACAAGAUGGGUUCAUGAUCUGUUCGAAGGGCUCCUCACCUCGGAGACUCGUUGUCUUACGUGCGAGAACACGUCGCAACGGGACGAGCCCUUUCUCGACCUCUCUGUCGAUCUGGCCGCGCACACCUCUGUGACUUCGUGCCUGCGCAAGUUCUCCGCAGAGGAGAUGCUGUGCGAGCGCAACAAGUUUCACUGCGACAAUUGCGGUGGCUUGCAGGAAGCGGAGAAGCGCAUGAAGAUCAAGCGCCUCCCGCGCGUGCUGGCCUUGCAUCUGAAACGCUUCAAAUACACCGAGGACCUGCAGCGGUUGCAGAAGCUCUUCCAUCGCGUGGUGUAUCCCUUUUACCUCCGCCUGUUCAACACGUCUGAUGACGCCGAGGAUCCGGAUCGAUUGUACGAGUUAUAUGCCGUGGUUGUACAUAUUGGCGGCGGCCCAUACCAUGGCCACUACGUGAGCAUCAUCAAGACGCAGGAUCGCGGGUGGUUGUUGUUUGACGACGAGCUGGUGGAACCCGUGGACAAGAGCUAUGUGCUGAACUUUUUCGGCGGCGAGCCGAUUCCAGGCUUGCAGGAUGCGAAGCAGCUGGCAUGCGCUUACGUUUUGUUUUAUCAAGAGACGACGCUGGAGGCGAUGCUGAAAGAGCAGGAGAUGGAGGGGCAGAAGCCGGUGCCGACAAGGACAUCGGAGGGCGAGGUGGCCAAGGAUGUUGGACUGAAUAAUCUGCGGAAUGGAGUCACUGCUCAUCCUCCGGCCGUUGCGACGCCAAUCAUACCCGACGAGACGGAUGGGCUUGAAAGCCUGGCGCACGCAGUUACGAUGCCCAGUGUCGCUGCGCCAGCUGUGCAAGCGCCCCUCGAGCCGACGCAGACGACACCUGCGGAGGGUCUUGCUGCUACCAACAAGUCGUGGAAGGAACGCCGGCUGGAAGCGAAAGAGAAGAAGGCGGCGGCAAAGGCGGCGGAGAAGGAGCUGGACGAAAAGCGAAAAGAGGCUUCAGCAAAACGUGUCGAGGCGUGGAAGAAGGCGGAUGCCGAGUUGAAGUCGGCGAUUGAGGCCAGCAAGAUGUCGGCUGUUGAUGAGGCGUCGAAGCGAGGGGACGAGGUUCCCAAAGGACUUGCGGAGAACACGGCACCACCAGGAGGCGGGUUGAGUCGCUUCCGGACCACCAGUCUGAACCUCAAGAACAAACCAAAGUUUCUCAGCGGGAAGGACAGAGGGCCGGCGAGCAUGGAGAAACUCCCGUCGGUGCGGCAGGAAGUGGGGGGGCAGCAGGCGGUUGAUGGUAAUGGUGUUGCGGACGCAGGGGAGCUGAGUCCUGCCACGACGCCAGAGAUGAAGAGCCCGCCGGUGACGACUCCAAUGUCUCCCGAUUCUGCGAGGAGUCCAAUGUCACCCGACUCCGCAUCGAAACGAUAUCGAUUCAGCAUCAGGAAGAAGGAGUCGCAGGGUGUUACAUGAGGUGGA